GGUAACUUAAUAGCGCCAUGAAAAAGUCACAAGUCAACGAAGGAACUAGCAAUAGUUAACACUAUGCAAUCUGUCCUGGUACUGAAAUACAUAGUCCUUAACUUGUAAUUAAAUCACAUUCCCCAGAGCUGGGUAAAGCGAUCCGCGACGUGCUGCAUUUCGAACGUCACUAUUGCGUAACAGGAACCGCGCAUGCGUACAGAUAGACUACCGGCCACUAUCAAUCGAUCAGAGAGAGGAAGAUGGCGGUGAAUCGAGCCUGAGAAGAGAGAUCGAUCACCGAAUCACUCGAUUGGACGGAACGAACGGCGUGGGAAUACAAUUAUUUAAAAAGCCAUCCUAUCGACAUCUGGAAGCGUCUUUUCCCAGUUACUGGGAUAUUACCAGGAGGUCUCCCAUUCUGCUCUGCGAGCAGGUUGGCUGCUGUUGCCUUUGUGGUCUCCUGCCUUUGUGAUGGACUUCCCCUGGCACAGUGGGAAGGUUUUAGAGCAGCUGAACCAUCAACGCCAGCAAGGGCUGCUGUGUGAUUGCACCUUUGUGGUGGACGGCGUAGACUUCAAAGCCCACAAGGCCGUGCUGGCUGCCUGCAGUGCCUACUUCCGCACGCUUUUCCUGGACCAGAAGGAUGUUGUACACUUGGACAUCAGCAAUGCCGCAGGACUGGGGCAGAUCCUGGAGUUCAUGUACACAGCCAAGUUGUGUCUGGGCCCUCAGAAUGUGGAGGACGUGCUGGCUGUAGCCACCUUCCUCCAGAUGCAGGAGAUCGUCAAUGCCUGCUCUGCCUACCGUUCCUUUGCAAUCCCAGGGCCAUACCAAGCUACCAAAGCAGACAGAGUUGAGGAGCUGGACCCUCCGGAGACAGCGAUGCAGGGGGAGGUGGCCAGUACUCAACGUGAUGGAUCCGGGCAGGAGGUGCAGGGGAGCCGCACGGAGGACUUAAAGGCCUCCGCAAACGAGAGCAGCCCUGCAACACACACCCCGCCCGAGGACCAUGGGUCCCCAGAGGACGAGUCCGCCAAGCCCCAGGGCCCUCCCGCUGAAGCCUCGUCACCACCACAGCCUAGCCAGCCCCCCCAGCGGAGAGGAACCCGCACCUCAUCUCGCAGGCUGGUGGAAGCCGAAGAGAAGGAGGCAGAGGCAGCCAAAGAAGUCCCAGAGUUUCAGGAUGACCCCACCGACGCUGAUUACGCACCCAAAAUCCCAUUCAGGUCUGUGACAGAGAGAUCGUGCAUCAGUACUCGCCGAAGUCGGGCCAAGAGGUCUGCCCAGCACUCCCACUCGCAGGAUUCUGACUCGGGUGAGGGGAUCAAAGUGACGAGAGAGCAGGAGGAGGAUGUGGAAGUGGAGCAGGACGAGGGCGACGAGGGGGGGGAGAUGGAAGAGGGGGAUACUACGGGGGAAGAGGCCGGAAGCGAAGGGAAGGCGCUGCGGUCGGGGCCCUUUACAGACCGCAGUGAGUCUCGAGUCUAUGGCUCUAUCACCCACAAGUGCGAGGACUGUGGGAAGAAGUUUACACACACUGGGAACUUUAAGAGGCACAUCCGCAUCCAUACAGGCGAGAAACCGUUCAGCUGUCGGGACUGUCAGAAAGCCUUCUCUGAUCCGGCAGCCUGCAAGGCUCAUGAGAAGACGCACAGUCCUGUGAAGCCGUACAGCUGCACAGCAUGCGGUAAGAGCUACCGGCAGAUCAGCCUGCUGAACCUGCAUCGCAAACGGCACACGGGCGAGGCGCGCUACAGCUGCGAGGACUGCGGCAAGCUCUUCACCACCUCGGGUAACCUGAAGCGGCAUCAGCUGGUGCACAGUGGAGAGAAGCCCUACCAUUGUGACUACUGCGAGCGGGCCUUCUCCGACCCCACCGCCAAGAUGCGCCACCUGGAGACUCAUGACACUGACAAGGGCCACCGGUGUCCCCACUGCGACAAGCGCUUCAACCAGUUGGGGAACCUGAAGGCUCACCAAAAGAUCCACAUCACAGACGGGCCCCUGAAGUGUAAAGAAUGCGGGAAGCAGUUCACCACCUCGGGCAACCUGAAGAGACACUUGCGAGUGCACAGCGGCGAAAAACCCUACACCUGCAUGCACUGUCAGAGGGCCUUUGCCGACCCUGGGGCUCUGCAGAGGCAUGUCCGCAUCCACACUGGAGAAAAGCCUUGUCAGUGUCUCAUUUGUGGUAAAGGCUUCACCCAGGCUAGCUCCCUAAUCGCCCACGUCCGACAGCAUACUGGAGAGAAGCCGUAUGUCUGCGAUCGAUGUGGAAAAAGGUUUGUCCAGUCUAGUCAACUGGCUAAUCACAUAAGGCACCAUGACAACAUCCGACCUCAUAAAUGUCAGGUCUGCAACAAAGCCUUCGUCAACGUUGGAGACCUGUCGAAACACAUCAUUAUCCACACAGGUGAGAAGCCAUUUCUGUGUGACAAGUGUGGGCGGGGCUUCAAUCGCGUGGACAACCUGCGUUCCCACGUCAAGACGGUGCACCAGGGCAAGGCUGGCAUGAAGCAGCUGGUGGUGGCUGGGGAUGAGAGCGACGGGGGCGGAGAGACGGAAAAGCUGCACGUCAGCUCCACACCGGCCUCGGAGCUGGACGACAGCGAGGUCAACAUAGUCACCGUCACCACUGACGACAUCGUCACUCUGGCCACCGAGGCUCUUGCCGCCAGUGCUGUAGCUCAGUUGACAGUGGUGCCUGUGGCAGCGUCUGUGUCAGCCGACGAGACGGAGGCCCUGAAAGCAGAGAUCACCAAGGCUGUAGAGCGAGUACAGGAGGCUGACCCCAACACACAGAUUCUGUACGCCUGCGACUCUUGUGGGGAGAAAUUCGCAGAUGCCAGCUCGCUGGCACAGCAUGUGCGCAUCCACACCGCUCAGGCCCUCGUCAUGUUCCAGGCCGACUCCGACUUCUACCAGCAGUACGGGGGGGCAGGCGCCUGGCAGGCUGCUGAGCAGGUCCUGCAGGGCGGCCAGCUGCUGUUCCGCACCAGGGAGGGGGAAGGGGAGGUGGAAGGGGAGGUGGAAGGGGAGGUGGAGGCAGGGGGCGAUGAGGCUGCACAUGCCCAGGCCCCGAGGGAAGGUACAGAAGGGGCUCCGGGAACUGAGCCUGGGGUGCUGGCUGAGCCAGAGACUGUGGAGAUGGAGUGUGCCCACCAGGAAGAGUGAAGUAGCACUGAAGGUUCAGCUUGCAUUUGCAGAGAGCGCCCGGGGUAUCGAGGACUGGCAUGUCAUCCGGUGCUGGCAGGCUUGCUGCCACAGGAAAGCAGCUGCCAUUUUUGUAAUGGUGGGUAAAACAAUAUUUAGCCAUCAUCUGUGCAUCACAACAUGACAGUGCCAUGCAACCCUCAGUUAAAUGUGAAUUAGGAAUCAGAAUUUAACUGCUGAGCUGUUUCCCUCCUUCAUGGAUUCUCAAGCUGCUUAUUCCACCGUUUAAACACCGCAUUUUCAUUCAUUCGUUGUAGCAGUAGCCAACACGAUUUAAUGAACUGUUGUAUAAUUCUCACCUAAGACAUAGUUAAUUUUGUCAUGACGCUGUAUUCUUCCUCCAAACACACUCACUUUAAAUGUAAACCUGUGUAGGAACAGGAAGGUAUCCCUGUUUCUUAUUUGCGGCUUUUUAAUUGACUUUGGAGAAUACCUUUGGGGAUAAUGAGAAUCGAAGAAAGUGGGUAAAACUUAAGUGUAUAUUUUUGUCUGACUCCACUACAGUUCCUAUUCAUUGACAGGCUAAUUUAAAAGUAACUUCUUUUCAUACUGCCGGUGAGACGUGCUCAGGUUGCCCCUAUUGCCCUUAUUGCCCCUAUUGCCCCUGGCUUCGGUGAGUAUGCGUUGUCUGUGUGACAGAGCCUUUGGUGGGCAGGCUGAGUGCCACCCUGCAGAGAAGUGAGGCUUACCACUGACUCUGUGUGGUGGACGGAGAUCUGUGUUUCAUUGCUCUGAACCAAACCCCAAUGCAAAGACAAAGAAAGAUUAAUUGAGAUAAAGGUAGAUGUUACAUCCAUACCUUUAAAUGGCCUAACAAGAAGUGAUGCAUUUGGAAAUCCACGGACACAGUUUCUCUCUUUCAGUACUUUGACCAUCAAACUUAAGUGUGCUUAAUGCAUUUUAAUGAUUAAACCUUUACUUUUUUAAAUCACGUGUUGUCACAUAGAAUGUUUAACUAUUCUAUGUUUGACAGAUCAUAUUUUCCCAAAAUAGUUUUUGAAUCACAUUCAGGGUCCAAUUUCCUGUGUAGGGAAUCUGAAAUUUUAAACUCGACCGGAUUAAACAGAGCAAGUAUGAUGCUAUGUAUAUUAUUCAAAUUCAGCAGUGAUAUUUUACAUAAAUAGUAGAAUUUUAUCUGGUAUCUUCCACUAAUUUGGACAAAACAGUUUGGUCUAUAAAUUGAUUUGUAAGUGGAAGCCAAGGCUGUGAUGUUGCUGUGCGUUGGUAGGUGGUUGUCUGGAUGCUAAGGUACUUGAAGGUACAGAUCCACCUGAAGUGAACCUGAACAUGUUUGUGAAGGGUUGCCUAUCAGAUGACACUCAGCCCUUAAUGCAUAAAUCAGAGAGGUAUUAAGAUACAUGAAUACCCUAAGGCGGAUGUUCAAAUGGACUCUUCCUUUCCCAGCCCAUUAUACUGCCUGACAAUUUAUUGUAUUAACAGUGCACUAAAUAAAUGCAGAAUUGCACUUUGUUUUGGAUGUAUGGAAUUUUCAGUUGUCACAUAGAAGUAUAUCUCAGGAUAUGUCUAGAAUGUACCUGAGGGCCAGGUAUAUAUCUGUAGUGGUGAAAUAUCCUUAUGAAAUGAUAAUAAAAUAAAUACAUAGGCAUGAGUUCUUCAUUGUAAAUAUCAUAUGUGGAUUGUGUUAGAUACUAUUGUAAUUCAGGAAUGGAUAAAACAUUUUUUCAGAUGAAAUUGCAUACUUCAGCAUUCAGGUUAUAUGCAGCUGUCCUGGGGCCUGAAUCACAGAGCAGGAUUUCUUGCUUAGCCUGAUAACUUGUCAGAUUUAAGGUACUGCAGUUUAAAUGGACUUUAUCUUCGUUCACUUACAUUUAGCCCAGACUACCUUAAAUCCAUGUGAUACAGGCCCCUAAUAUUUAGAUUUUUUUUUUUUUAACAUAGCUGUGUAACUAUGGUUCAUUUGACCAGUGGCAUAGGAGAGAUAUCGAUAUUUUUAUUGGGUGGGGGGAGGUGACUGAAUCCAAAUUAAAUAUUGGGGGUUACAAUCCCCCCUCCCCCAGUUUCCUGCUCCCCCUGGCCACAUGUGGUAUGGCACAGGGCGGCUGUUGUGAGUCUGAAAAUGCUCGCUCUCUGCCUGCUACUCUGUAUCUCAAUAAAAUUUUAACUUUCCUAA
Paramormyrops kingsleyae is the source of this 5326-nucleotide messenger RNA. RefSeq names its product zinc finger and BTB domain containing 17 (gene zbtb17). Gene Ontology annotation, biological process: regulation of transcription by RNA polymerase II. Gene Ontology annotation, cellular component: nucleus. The record is from RefSeq and is a predicted model, not a curated record. Gene Ontology annotation, molecular function: DNA-binding transcription factor activity, RNA polymerase II-specific; protein binding. Lineage: Eukaryota; Metazoa; Chordata; Actinopteri; Osteoglossiformes; Mormyridae.